CUUAGACUGUUGGUUGGUUAUACGUAUUUACCGCUGACGUCAAUGAUAAGUAUUUACACACCUACAACAUAAACGAAGAAGGUCUGGGAAGCCCAGGAAUCUCGGGAAAUGAUGAUCAACAUCGGCUGUAUGUAGCCUUUCAGUCACUGACUUAGAAGAGGGUACACUUUAUUGACUGCUGAAGAAGCACUACCUUGGUACUUCACUAAAAGUCAGAGUUUCCUAGAACUUCACGAAGGAUAAAUUACUAAACUUUUUACAUUUAUAUAUUUGCUUGAGAUGGCAACUGUAUGCACACCCAUGGACACAAGUGGAUUACUUGCAUAGGCCCUUUGGUCAUUGUGCCACAGCUGUCUUGGAAUUAUCAACCUAAUUCAACAACUACCAGUACGGAUUUGCAUAGUUGUACUAAACAUAGUAAGGUUCGACUUAUACCUUUGACUUAUAAGCCUAAUUUAACAGCUACCAGUACGGAUUUGCAUCGUACUUGUGGCAAUUAUAGUAAGGUUCGAUUGAAAGCUGUGAGUUAUAAGCAUAAUUUAACAGCUACCAAUACAGAUUUGCUCCGAACUUGUGGCAAACAUAGAAAGGUUCGACUGAAGGGAUCAUAUUUUGGUCAGUCAACACAAGCUGAAAUUGUCAAGACUGUUCUGCGUUGAAGUAUAUACUGCAACUGAUGAUUGUUAACUAAAAAGCUAUUUUAGUAUAACCUACACUGGCGAUGGCAAUUGCAAUGUCGUUAGAGCAAGACUAUUUCCCUCGUCUCAUCAGGGGUCCUGCUUUCACGCCAGGUGAAGACAUGAGGUUUGAGGCACUCGCGUCUUAAAACAUAUGAACACUGGUUGGCAAAUGACCGUGCUAGUCCAAUCAGGUUGGCCAGAGCUGGGUUCAUUUUCACUGGGAAUGAAGAUGUUGUGAAAUGUUUUUCUUGUGAUCUGGUUAAAGGAGACUGGAACAAGAACAUGGAUCCGUUGAUAAUACACAGAGAGCUGAGCCCAGCAUGUAGCUUUUGUCAAGGCCUGGCUGGAGUUAAUGUUCCAGUCUAUGUCCCAGAACCAGCUGUCUAUCAGGAGAUCCUGAGCACCCUCCACAGACAAUUCUGUGGCACCAACUCGACAGCGAUCACCAGCAGCAACAUCUCUCAUCAACUCCAAGACAAUCCAGAUUUUUCCAGCGCCACCUUCAGGCAGAAUCAGCCAACAUCAACUCAGACGAACUUCCCUGUUGUUGCUACAGACUCUGGUGCAGCAGAAACGAGUCGCCAGGCUAUUGGGACGGCUGGAGGACUUGGGCUUGGACAUGAUUCCGAAGCUACUCCGACCAGAGAGGAAUUUGCACCCAUGAAGGAGGAAACCAACCGUUUCUCCAGCUUUGAUGCCAACUGGCCAAGACAGAACACCCCAGACCCCAGAGAUCUGGCCCGAGCUGGAUUCUACUUUACAGGGACCGUUGAUCGCGUACAAUGUGUGUUCUGUAGAGGAAUCCUUCGCAACUGGGAUGAGGACGAUGUCCCAAUGGAGGAACAUCGGAGACACUUUCCUAUGUGCCCAUUUGUCAUGGGUUUGAAUGUUGGAAAUGUCCCAGACCCUGCGUCUAUCAUAUCUGCCAAUAGAUCAUCUGAGUUCAUGAACGUGACCCAGCCAGCUGCUGUUGUCAGUGAUGCCAGCUUGGGGAUUGUCACUGAUCGUCCCAGACAUCCACAAUAUGCAGUGGAAGCUUCCCGAGUCAGCUCCUUCCGAAACUGGCCCAGUGGAAAGGAACAGACUCCCGAGAUGUUGGCAAAGGCUGGCUUCUUUUAUGCAGGUUUUGGUGACAGCGUGAAAUGCUUCUUCUGUGAUGGUGGUUUGCGCACCUGGGAACGAGGCGAUGACCCCUGGGCUGAGCAUGCCAGAUGGUUUCCUCGCUGUCCAUACGUGCGACAGGUCAAGGGCGAGAGCUUCAUCCAGACAGCUCUAGGUGGACGAGAGCCAUCAGCUGGUUCUGCAGGGGACAACACUGCCUCGAAUACAGGCAGAGACAAUAAAAUGGACAGCAGCACAGCUGUGCGGACCUUAGACCCGCGAGAGUUGUCUGCCCGGAUGGACAGUCCCAUGGUGCAGGCAGUGCUGAAGAUGGACAUUCCCCGAGACAGAGUGGCCAAAGCCAUACAGAACAGACUGCAGGAGACAGGUGAUGACUUCACCAGUGUGGAGAACCUGAUGGAGGCCAUAUUUGCUCUGCCGGACACAGACCCAGCUCCGACGGAUAUGGCAGCACAAACAGCUUCCAAGUCUGCAGGGAGUGUUGCCCGCUCUCAAGGAGACAAACAGAUGGCAGACAAAGAUCUUGAUAUUGGUGAGAAGGGAGAAGACUCUGAGGAGAGAGCUAUGGACGACUCCAGUGAUGAAGAUUCACAAUCGCUCAUGGAGGAAAAUCGUCAAUUGAAAGAACAACGUCAAUGCAAAAUAUGCAUGGAUGAAGAAGUGAACGUAGUGUUCCUCCCGUGCGGGCACUUAGUCUGCUGUGCCACAUGUGCCCCUGCCUUGAGGAAGUGCCCCAUUUGCAGGGCAAACAUCCGGGGCACCGUCCGUACCUUCAUGUCGUGAUGAAGGCCUACAAUGACCAUAUUCUGUGUGAUAGUGAAGCUUGGUCAACUCUGUAUAUACAUUACUCAACAAGGGCUUGUAACACAAUACAAUUGCUGCUAGAUGAUUAUGGUCAGAACCAGUGUCAGUUAUGAGUAAAAGGACAGAACUGACAACGGUUGUGAGCAUACAUGUUGUUCUUGCUAAAUUUGGCAAUAUCAGCCCUUGUGCAUUACACAGUACACAAGCUGUUUGACAUUGCUGCUGCUCACGUGAAUACACAAACACUUUAAAUAGAGCAUUUGUAAUAUGUUGUAUACAUCAGUAACCUGUUGUUGUCUUGUUUAUCAUAAAGGAAGUUGACAUACCUCACUGUUACACAGAAUAUGGUAAUAAUUGGUGAUAUUCUCUGUCUGUCAAAUUCUAUUCCUGUUCUUAAUAGCUUUGCUGUGUAUAUACCUGUAGCAUUAAAAGGCUUCAUUGAAA
Haliotis rubra (blacklip abalone) is the source of this 3050-nucleotide messenger RNA. Its product is annotated as baculoviral IAP repeat-containing protein 7-A-like. The transcript has 8 exons. Gene Ontology annotation, molecular function: ubiquitin protein ligase activity; cysteine-type endopeptidase inhibitor activity involved in apoptotic process. Gene Ontology annotation, biological process: positive regulation of protein ubiquitination; negative regulation of apoptotic process; regulation of cell cycle. Bases 963 to 2585 code for a protein of 540 amino acids. Gene Ontology annotation, cellular component: nucleus; cytoplasm. NCBI's taxonomy places the organism in Eukaryota, Metazoa, Mollusca, Gastropoda, Lepetellida, Haliotidae. The record is from RefSeq and is a predicted model, not a curated record.